Messenger RNA from Diaporthe batatas, 1925 nucleotides. RefSeq lists its product as uncharacterized. Lineage: Eukaryota; Fungi; Ascomycota; Sordariomycetes; Diaporthales; Diaporthaceae. The record is from RefSeq and is a predicted model, not a curated record. The coding region runs from base 734 to 1873 and encodes 379 amino acids. The transcript has 2 exons.
GUGCGGGCUUGCACAUGUGGUGGGCGUGGCGAGAUCGACCAAUCCUGCCCCGAAACCCACGCACGGUUGCACGAGGUUGCAUCCACAAUAUAGCAGAGUGGUAUUAUGGCUGGCCCCCUCCAAUAACUCGCAUCAACCACGCCCGAGUCGUGCUCACUGAUCCUUUGAAAGCUUCUGGUGGGUAAGAUGAGGUCAGUGCUCCCGACAUAGCCCUUACUUGCGAGUUUGAUGCCCCAGUGCCCUCACAUUUGACUUCCGGCUCCAGGGCGGGCUGGACGGGCUGAGCUUCGUGACAAGGAAGGCCCCGGAUGUAUUUGUGGUGAUCCUCACCCUUAUCCAUUGUGUGCCACACGACGGCGUGCAUUACAAGCCUUGACGGGCUCGUCACCAUGUUUGUGACCUGUCGGAUCCUGUUGCGGAAUUGGGAUACCGUGGUACCAGGCAAUGAUCGUCCCUGUUGGUGAACUGACUCGCUGCCGGACCCAGGGGCGGGCAAGGCAAAACAGUCUUCCAGCCCCAUACACUUGAAGAACAGUUCCCCACGAGCUCGAUCCCGCUGACCUCCGCGCUCCUCGCCGUCCUGAUUGAUUAUGGGCCACAUAGGCAUGAGGCCAUUCCUAUUGUCUUCUCGCCAACGCAUCUGAGCACAGAGACUCAGCGGAGGCUCCGCCUCUGAACGGUUACCCCCACCGAAGAACAAGAAGCGACUCAGUCUCGGCCAAACAUCAACGACAUGUCGACAGAGCAAGGCCCUCUCGUGUCGGACCAGACCUCGUGGCAGGCCACCAGGCCUCUGGUGCGGGCUGCCAUCGCAACCAUUGUUGUAGACACCUUUAUUGUCGCCGCGAAAACGUUCUCGAGGCACGGCAUUGCCAAGUUGCGGUUCUGGUGGGACGACUUCUGGAUCAUCGUGGCCUAUGUGCUGCUGAUGCCCAUAUGUGGUUUGGGACUGGCAAUGGUCAAGGUGGAGACGUCCUGGAGCAACGAAGACCGAGUCAUCCUGAGCUUGGAGGAGAACGAGAUCUUGCUGAAGAUCAUAUACGCGGUGCUGCAAUUCCUGCUUGCAUCUUAUGCGGCUACACGAUUUUCCAUUCUCGCCCUCUACCUCCGUAUAUUCAGCGACACUCGGCUAAGAGCGGCCAUCUGGAUGGUUUGCGCCUUUGUUACGCUACAAUGGCUGGGCUUUGCCAUCACAUCCGUGUUCCAGUGCAACCCGGUCUAUCACUUCUGGGAUAGAGCUGUGGAAGGCACGUGCGUCGAUGUCGACAAGUUCUACCGAAGCGUAACGCCUUUCAAUCUGGUCGUCGACAUUGUCCUUGUUAUCAUGCCGCUACCGACAGUGUGGCAGCUCAGAGCGAGCAACACACGCAAAUGGGCUCUGACACUCCUCUUCGGAAUCGGCCUCGCGGCACUAGUAGCCUCAGCGGUCCGGCUCUCUGUUUACGAAAGGCAUACUGCCAAGUACAUUGCACCGAGCUACACAAACGUCAUGAUCCUAUGGCUUGUAGUCGAGCCUUCUAUCUAUUUAAUAGCUGCCUGUCUACCUGCAAUGCAUCAUAUCAUCGCAGCUAUGGUUCCAAAGAGGUUCGCAAACUGGAUAGGAGACCGCAUGGCAAAAAUUCAAAGCACGGUGCUGGGUCGAAGCAAGACGGGCUUCUCAAUAACGAGCGACUCACGGGGCUUUACAGAUGACACUGAACCGGCUCUCGAAUUGGGAGCUGGUAUCCCCACCAAAGCUCGUGUCGAGGUAGCACCUAAUGAGCGAAAGGUCGUAACAGAUCCGUGGAUGGAGAACCAGGGUAUAAUGGUCACCACUGAUAUCAAGGUCGAAGUCAGUCAGGAGGAUCGAAUCGAACGAGUAAUUGGCUUCUAGACAGCUGUACUAUAUUUAAUUAGAAGGCUCUGGAACGUUUGCUAUGGCCAUA